Molecule: messenger RNA, 2644 nt
Organism: Cajanus cajan (pigeon pea)
Lineage: Eukaryota; Viridiplantae; Streptophyta; Magnoliopsida; Fabales; Fabaceae
Product: putative LRR receptor-like serine/threonine-protein kinase At4g37250
Biological process (GO): protein phosphorylation
Molecular function (GO): protein kinase activity; ATP binding; protein binding
Source: RefSeq, a predicted model, not a curated record
CUUGCAUCAUUUUCCCCCAAAAUAUUCAUUUUAUUUUUUAUUUUUUAUUUUUUUGUAUAUCCCAUCCACAUGGCCCUCUGUCCCAUAACCCAUUGCAAUAAAUCCCCGUUACCCCUUUCCCUCCUCUUUCUCCCUCCGUUCUGACCCUCAGCGAUGUGGGAUUACUGUGUGAAAUGAUGAGUCUCCUCUUUCGAGCUUUGAUCAUUUCAUUGGCUCUUGUCGUCACUGUAAACCCAUGUUGCGCCCUAACUAGAGACGGUGUGCUGUUGCUCUCUUUCAAGUACGCUGUGCUGAACGACCCACUUAACGUCCUCGCCAACUGGAACUACACUGACGAGUCCCCGUGUUCGUGGAACGGAGUGUCGUGUUCAACAAACGGCACGGAGUUCCGCGUGACUUCGUUGUCGCUUCCGAAUUCUCAGCUUCUGGGUUCGAUCCCCUCCGAUCUGGGCUCCAUCCAACACCUUCAAAUUCUCGACCUUUCCAACAACUCCCUCAACGGCUCUCUCCCAGCCUCGCUCUCCCAAGCCUCCGAGCUUCGCUUCCUCAACCUCUCCAACAACCUCAUAACGGGGGAGCUUCCGGACUCCUUAACGGAGCUUCGGAGCCUCCAGUGUCUUAACCUCUCCGACAAUGCCUUCGCGGGAAAGCUUCCCAACGCUUUCUCCGACAUGCAAAACCUAACUUCCGCUUCGUUUAAAAACAAUUACUUCUCCGGCUUUCUCCCCACCCAUUUGAGAACGUUGCAGGUUCUCGAUCUCUCCUCCAACCUCUUGAACGGGACCCUCCCCGCGGAUUUCGGCGGCGACGCCUUCCGUUACCUCAACAUCUCCUACAACAGAUUCUCCGGCGACAUCCCGACGGAGUUCGCCGCGAGGAUUCCGGAGAACGCCACCGUGGAUCUCUCCUUCAACAACCUCACCGGCGAGGUGCCUGACUCCGCGGUGUUUUUGAAUCAGAACUCGAAAUCGUUCUCUGGGAACGUUAACCUGUGUGGAGAACCAACCAAGAAUAAUUGUCCUAUUCCUUCUUCUCCGUCGGUGGAACCGAAAGUGUCGUCUCCUAUAUCUCCUCCAGCGAUCGCCGCGAUCCCGAAGACUUUUGAUUCGCCGGCGGGGGAGAAAGAAAGCGGUCUCCGGCGAGGAACGGUGAUAGGAAUCGUGGUGGGAGAUGUGAUCGGCGUUGGAGUGUUGGCGAUGUUGUUUGUGUACGUGUACCGGAUGAAGAAAAAGAAGGACGCGGAGGGUGCGGCGAAGAACGAAGCGAGCGUGAGAAGGAGUGGGAGUGAGAGUUCGUCAACCUCGGAGUCGAGAGGGUUUACGAGGUGGUCGUGUUUGAGGAACAGAGUUGAAGAAGAAGAGGGUUCGGAGACAACAAGGUCUUCGGAGAGUGACGUGGAGGGUGGUGGCACGCAAGAGAACCAGAACCAUAAUAAAGCAGAGGGCAAAACGGGAACUCUUGUGACCGUGGACUGUGAACGACAACUUGAAGUCGAAACGCUGCUGAAGGCUUCGGCGUACAUAUUGGGCGCCACGGGGUCGAGCAUAAUGUACAAGGCUGUGCUGGAAGACGGCACGUCGUUGGCGGUUCGCAGAAUCGGCGAGAGUGGCGUGGAGCGUUUCAAGGACUUCGAAAACCAGGUUCGGGUUAUCGCUAAACUGGUUCACCCUAACCUCGUUCGCGUUCGUGGCUUCUACUGGGGUCACGACGAGAAGCUCAUCAUCUAUGAUUUCGUUCCAAACGGUUGCCUCGCCAAUGUUCGUUACAGGAAGGUGGGGUCCUCGCCGAGUCAUUUACCGUGGGAAAUCCGGCUCAAGAUAGCCAAAGGGGUGGCACGUGGGCUGACUUACCUCCACGAGAAGAAGCACGUGCAUGGAAACUUGAAGCCUAGCAAUAUUCUACUGGGCAACGACAUGGAGCCCAAGAUUGGAGACUUUGGGCUUGAGAGGAUUGUCACGGGUGACACCAGUUAUAAGGCUGGCGGGUCCGCGCGUAUUUUUGGGAGCAAGAGAUCCACGGUGUCCAGAGAUAGUUUCCAAGACGUUACGUUUGGGCCAAGCCCGAGCCCGAGCCCGAGCUCAAUAAGCGGGGUGUCUCCUUACCAUGCUCCCGAGUCGCUCAGGAACCUGAAGCCUCACCCGAAGUGGGAUGUGUACUCCUUCGGGGUCAUGUUUCUGGAGCUGCUAACGGGGAAGAUUGUGGUUUUAGAUGAUAUGGGCCAAGGGCCUGGGCUUUUGGCUGAGGAUAAGAACCGGGCCUUGCGCAUGGUUGAUAUGGCUAUCCGGGCUGACAUGGAGGGUAGGGAGGAGGCCUUGUUGACCUACUUCAAGCUAGGGUAUAGUUGUGUGUCUGGGGUUCCACAGAAAAGGCCUCCAAUGAAAGAGGUGCUACAAGUUCUUGAAAAGAUCUCAUCCUCGUCUUCCUCGUCCUCGUAUUAUUAUAGCGUCUAAACCAUGACACACUGGUUUUGUAGAAAGAAAAGAAGGAGAAAAAAAAAUGUACUUAUGAUUGACUAAUAGGUUUUUGUGUUUGAUUCAAUAUUGUGUGUUGUAAUUGUGCCAAGUCCAUUGACUAUUUCUCUGUUGAUUCAUUUGCUAAUUAAUUUUCAACGAAUAGAUAGAUUCUAUCUUGAUUCCUUUUUCGA